Molecule: messenger RNA, 781 nt
Organism: Vigna angularis (adzuki bean)
Lineage: Eukaryota; Viridiplantae; Streptophyta; Magnoliopsida; Fabales; Fabaceae
Exons: 4
Coding region: 153-620 (155 amino acids)
Biological process (GO): regulation of DNA-templated transcription
Cellular component (GO): nucleus
Molecular function (GO): sequence-specific DNA binding; DNA-binding transcription factor activity
Source: RefSeq, a predicted model, not a curated record
GGGAGAAAACACAUGAGAUCAUAUGGAUUUGAGAGCUCAUCCCUUCUUUUAAAUUACCACAGAACUCUGCAGAGGUUAUAGCAAAAGAAAAGAACCAGAGUGAAAAAACCAGAAGGAUCAUAAGCUGUGAGAGAGAAAGAGACCGCGAAAAAAUGGUUUCCAAAGAGCAAAAGAGAGCAGCACUGCAUGAGCAGCUGCAACAUCUUCGAUCUCUUACUAACUCUCAUGCUCUAAACGAAAGUUCGAUCGUUAUCGAUGCAUCGAAGUAUAUUGAAAAGUUAAAGCAAAAGGUAGAAAGACUGAAUCAAGAGAUAGCUUCUGCAGAAACUUCAACUGCACACGACCCAUUGCCUAUGGUUACAGUAGAAACCUUGGAAAAGGGAUUUCUUAUAAAUGUUUACUCAGCAAAAGGGUGUUCAGGUCUGCUUGUUUCCAUAUUGGAGGUCUUUGAAGAGAUGAGACUAACUGUGCUCGAAGCUAGGGUUUCGUGUACAGACACUUUUCGAUUUCAAGCUGUUGGAGAAAAUGAAGAAGAAAGAGACACCAUUGAUGCACAUACUGUCAAAGAAGCUGUAGGACAAGCAAUAAAGAACUGGAGCAAAGGUGGCGAUGAAGAGUAAAUCAGUAAUUUGCAUUUUUCAUCUUUUUUUCAUUUUCUUUCAUGGUGGCUAGAUGGUAAUUUGUUCCUUAUGGAAUUGAUUUAGCUUCCAAUUUUUAAGAAAAUAUGUCAGCGUGUCUAAGAUACAUAUGAAGAUAAUGAAGAAGAGUAGUUGAUGAUUGA